Pistacia vera is the source of this 753-nucleotide messenger RNA. RefSeq names its product nudix hydrolase 1-like. The record is from RefSeq and is a predicted model, not a curated record. The transcript is spliced from 2 exons. Gene Ontology annotation, biological process: dGTP catabolic process. Gene Ontology annotation, molecular function: 8-oxo-7,8-dihydrodeoxyguanosine triphosphate pyrophosphatase activity. The coding region runs from base 102 to 524 and encodes 140 amino acids. Gene Ontology annotation, cellular component: cytosol. NCBI's taxonomy places the organism in Eukaryota, Viridiplantae, Streptophyta, Magnoliopsida, Sapindales, Anacardiaceae.
CAGCAAAAGAACGACACCUUUACAAGGAUAAAAGCUCUGCCCCCUCAAAAUAAGGAAGAAGGCAUCGGCCAAGACAGGGAGGAUUGUCUCGUUGAUUUAGUAUGGAGAACGUGCCGAGAGUAGGCGUAGCAGUGUUCGUGUUGCGUGGGAAAACAGUGCUGUUGGGGCGGCGCCGCUCCUCCAUCGGCGACUCUACCUAUGCUCUUCCCGGCGGCCAUCUCGAGUUUGGAGAGAGCUUCGAGGAGUGUGCAGCGAGAGAACUGAAAGAGGAAACUGGGUUGGAUAUCCAGAAAACGGACUUCUUAACCGCAACUAACACCAUCUUUAAAGAACCUAAACCAGCACAGUAUGUAACUAUUUUUAUGCGGGCAAUGUUGGAUAAUCCUCAACAGGUGCCCCAAACUCUUGAACCAGACAAGUGUUAUGGUUGGGAUUGGUAUAACUGGGAAGAUCUCCCUAAUCCACUGUUUUGGCCUUUAGAGAAAAUGGUGCAAAGUGGGUUCAAUCCCUUCCCGGCUGAGUAGAUUUGAUGAGGGGACAUUCCAGUUUUAGGUACUUUCUUAUGUGGGAUUAGAUUAUGUGAUUUAGUGCCUCCAAUAUGUUUGAUGGUUUAUCCUAAUGUUAAUUGUAUCUUGAUUAUGGUGUGCUAAAAAAUAACUGUUUUGAAUAAUUGGCUGCUUUGAUCCCAUUCAUACUUAUCAGUUCAGAUUGUAUUUACUCUGGCAGACAGUCAAAAGGGUGAAAAAUCCAAUC